GCUGAGCGUAAACGCGCAAGAGAAGUUAGUCCCGACCCAGCUUCGACUCCUCCAUCAGAAACACCUCCCUUGCUGUCACCUCCUAGAGCAGGAGACCAAGAAAAUAUCGAUUCUGAAGAUUAUGACUUCUUGGAAGAGGAAAUAAUUAAAGACGAUGCUUCCGAAGAAGAAAUGGACUCUGAGGGUGAAAACUUAUUUGAUGGGGAAAUAAUGGAGAGAGAUUAUCAGCCCAAUCCUUUGCUCGAUACUUAUGAUAUAGAAGAUAUAGAUGAUGAUGAUAUCCAUGAGCCUAUGCCCUUUGACGCUCGCAGACGCGUUGAAAUGAUUAUGGAUCAAUUAGACCAAAUGGGUGCUCAAGGAGAACAAUUAUACG
Messenger RNA from Scutellospora calospora, 373 nucleotides. NCBI's taxonomy places the organism in Eukaryota, Fungi, Glomeromycota, Glomeromycetes, Diversisporales, Gigasporaceae. The record is from the annotation of a GenBank genome assembly.